AUGACGAUGAAGGAGGCGGCGGCGGAGGCUUCAAGUCUUGGAGUAGAGGAAGCAACUAUGUCUAGCCAAGAAGUAGAUUUAUCAUUAAAAGAGGUUACCAAAACCUACCGGAAAAGGAAAAGUUCUACAAGUAAUGAAGAAGACGGAAAUAAAGAAAAGGCCACUAAUAGGACUAUAAAGAAAGAAAAUGCUCCAAAGAAAAUUCAGCUCAAGACUAGGAUGUCACCAAUGGAGUUUAACAAAAUGGUGGCAAAUCUCAGUGAUGAACAAAAAAAUGCGGUUAAAGAGAUUGGGUUUGGAUCAUUACUCGAGCUUAGAUUGUCCAGCAUGGACAAUACACUAAAUACAUAUUUGGUAGAAAACUAUGAUGUUUGUAGUUGUUCCCUAAUGUUGGAGAGUGCAAAGAUGGAGCUCACAGAGGAUGAUGUGGAGAGCACAUUAGGCCUCCCGAAGGGUGAGGUUGAAGUUGUUGAAGGGAACAACUCAAAUGCAACUGAAGAAUACAAAACCUUGUUGGAGGAAUGGAGAACACGCUGGGAAUUAGACAAUUGUUCUCCAUUGGUGAAAAGACUUGGCCAUGGUAUAGUUGAGAAGAAAGACCACGGGGACAUGUUCAAAAGGGAUUUUGUGGUGUUUGUUAUUUCUAGUUUGUUCAAGGGCCACGCUAAUUGGACAUCAAACUUCAAAAUUUUGUAUUCAUUGAUAGACGUGAAAAACAUCAAGAAUUUGAAUUGGUGUAGGUACAUUUUUAAUAGUCUUACUACAACAGUGGAGAAAUGGAAGAAGUCAAAAAGUACAUUCUUCACUGGACCAUUGGUCUUCUUGAUGGUUUCAUACCUUGAUAGGAUGCAAUUUAAAGGGCAGCAAAUCCCAAGGAAAUACCCUGCGAUAUCAGUUUGGACAAUGGAUAUGGUCCAAAAAAGAUUAGCAGAUGAAAAGAAUUCUGGUGGGUAUGGCAGGGGAAAAGUCUUGGAUAGAGUUAGGAAAUCGGUUGCUGAGAUUGAAAACAACAUUGUUGGGGAUGGGGUGGAGGCACAGGCAGUUGGUGAUAAAGCUAAAAUGAGUGAUGUAGAGAAGAUAUCUAUGGGAAUGAAGAAACUGACUGCAGCCAUAGUUGAAUUUGGGGAAGUAAUGACUGAAGUUGGGAGCAAAAACACCGGACAAGAAAUUAUAAAGAAGACUUUCAGCAAGAUGUCUGAUAUGCUGAACAUUGCUUCAACUUCCCAGCCUGACAAGACUUCGACAUUAUUGGUCGAUGAUCCAAUCUUCAGCAGCGAGAGCUUUCUUGCAGCAGUUGCAUCAUUGGAAAAGGCAGCAAUGGAAGCAUUGGAAAAGGCCACCACAAUCACCGAAGAACCUGUUGAUCCUGAAACAUUUUCACCACCACGCUUCAAUUUUGCACUUGAGGAAUCAGAGAGGGAGAAUGUCCAACAUGGGGAGAGAGAGAAAAGAAAAAUGAAAAAUGUUCCAUUGUGA
This is a messenger RNA of Ipomoea nil (Japanese morning glory), 1476 nucleotides long. RefSeq lists its product as uncharacterized. The record is from RefSeq and is a predicted model, not a curated record. Bases 1 to 1476 code for a protein of 491 amino acids. NCBI's taxonomy places the organism in Eukaryota, Viridiplantae, Streptophyta, Magnoliopsida, Solanales, Convolvulaceae. The transcript is spliced from 4 exons.